Messenger RNA from Anoplophora glabripennis (Asian longhorned beetle), 5162 nucleotides. RefSeq lists its product as uncharacterized. Gene Ontology annotation, molecular function: guanyl-nucleotide exchange factor activity; protein binding. Gene Ontology annotation, cellular component: cytoplasm. Bases 86 to 4753 code for a protein of 1555 amino acids. The record is from RefSeq and is a predicted model, not a curated record. The transcript is spliced from 12 exons. Lineage: Eukaryota; Metazoa; Arthropoda; Insecta; Coleoptera; Cerambycidae.
AAAUAAUAUUUAUUUUCAUGUUAAACUAAAUACAGUACACAAAGAUAAAUUUAUGUCAUGACAUAAAACAAUAAAUAAGUAUAAUAUGUCUGUGCAAACAACGCAAGAUAUUUUUGAAAUAGUACCAUUGAUACAAAAUAUUAAUGUAAAAUUAUGUGCUCGAUGUGAAAAUGGGGUGAAGCAAAUAUUGGCAUUAAUUACAGGUGAUGGUGAUAUUGUCCUUCAUUAUACUUACGGUGAAUUGACCCCAGUAUUAAAGAGAGUUCCUUGGUUCACAGACAAUCAUAAACUUAUUCAAGCAAUUUGUUUUGAUCCAUCAGCAACUUGGCUAUUAGUAGUUUCAAUUGACUGCUCUCUAUACAUUAUUCCUGCAUUAAAUUUAGUUGAUAAACGACAAAAAAUUGACUGUAAAUGGUCACUAAAUGAUAUUACCCACUUUCCUAAACAUUUUCAAAUCCCAGAAGCUAAGCCUACUAGUGUUGUGUGGUGGCAAACAUUAGAUUGCAACCAAAAUGCUCUUGUUGGUUUUGAAAAUGGUACUAUAGUUUUGAUCAGUUUAACCGAUGGAAGAUGCCUAGGUAGUUGUAACAUUACAGAAUCUGUUACUCAACUUUGUUUGUGCCAGGAUAAUAGCUUAGAAACUGUUUCUUUGUUGAUAAAUGGAGUCAGCGGACAACAGUGGCGUCUCAUAUUAGAGCAUCAUUCUACAGGAUACGUUUGGCCACCAGAUGCAAAUACUCAAGUGGAUGAAUCUGGAAGAUCCAGACUUUAUAAUCUCAAACAGUUAGGUGUAGACAAAUUGGCAUCUUUAAAGCAAAGAUUGUCAGAAGCUAGAGGUGGACGCAGAGAUAGUCAAACAAGUGACACUGCUAGUGAAUCUUCUCAUUCUGAAUCCAAUCAUUCCACUCAGUCGGGACCAGAAUUGCUUCCCCAUUUAUGUGAUACUUUUUUUGCACCGCAAAAUGCCAGGAACAGAUAUUUAUUUUCUGCUUUUUACAGACCUACCAGUUUGUUAACAGUGCAUGCCGUGGAUGUAGAGUCUGCUCCGUUAUAUGUUCAUAAACUUCCCCAAAAAACUGCUGAAGUGUUGUUGACAGACAAACUAAUUUAUACCAUAAAUAGUGAAUAUAAUACUGUUUCAAUUAUCAGCUCUCAACUUUCUGAAUGUAGAUUAGAGGGUGAUGCAGAAUUUAACAAUGACUCUGUGGUGGCACAGUUUUAUAUGGAAAAGGAAACCAUCCAGCAGUUUUUCAAGUUAGUGGAUCUUUCAUCAGUUCGUUUACGAAAGAAUCGGGAGGAAAAUAAAAAAGACAAAUUGUAUGAAUUACCAAAGACUGUAGAUGACCUGAAUAUUCAGAAACCACGUAUAGAUACCUGUGUUAUUGUGACUGACAGUUCUAUUUACAAGGUAGCUUUAAGAUGUUCUCCAAUUAAAAGAUUCAUUGAGUAUAUUACUGAGGAAAAUGAUUUGGAUAAGGCUGAGAGAUUGUCUUAUAUAUUUGGGUUAAACAUACAACAGCUUUUAGAAGGAUGUGGAGAUCUCUUAAUAUCCAAGGGUUCAUACCACUCUGGCAUAAUAUUGUACAAACAAGCAAAAGUGCACUUACUCAAAAGGGUUCUAAAAUUAGCCGUUUCUGCAGAUUGUAAAACAUUGCUUAAAUUUGUUCACUUAUGUUUGAGUGCAAGCAAAGUUGACAUGUCUAUAGCAACGAAGAUUCAUAUAGGAAAUUUGGCAGUUAUGGCAUACACAGAGUUAAUUUUACGUUAUGGUGGUCAACAGAGAAUAACAAACACUCGGGAUUUUAUGAAUUUUCUCUGUUAUGAGGAAUAUUAUGACCAAAUACUUGCAGUAAAUGUUGCGUGUCAAGCAGGACAUUGGAAUGUUGUCACUUUACUGGCAAAAUCUAGAGGUCUUCAGCCAGAAGUUGUUUCAGCUCUAGGACAAAUUCUGCAAAGUGCCAGAGCGCCACGACCGACUGAUUUUGAUUUUCUCUAUGCUUUAUCUGAGCCUAAUCUGACACAAAGCUUACUCGUUCUAGGUCAAAGUUCACAAAUAAUAUUUCAAUAUAUACGCACAAAUAUAGAUACGUUUCCAUUGCAAAUUUUACAAAGGCUUGCAGCUCAACUGGAUCCCAGUCAACCCUGCGCAAUCCCGCUUGUCAACAGAUUAUUUCACACUAAUAAAUACUCAUCCAGUUUAGAUACAACAAUAGAGUCAGUUGAUUUCGAGAAUCCUGAUCGAGGCAUCAUUAUAGCAAAGGAUUUAAUUGAUACAUUCCUGUCGGUUGUUAUUUAUUUAACACACAAAUCUGAGAAGACUGGAUUCAAUUUGAGUUUACUAGACAAUGUCGGAUUACCUGACAAUCUUCAAACCGAGAUUCCAAUAAAAAAAUUGCCAGAUUUACAUCCCCUAAGUUGUGGAUUUGAACAUGCUGCUGUUGUACGUAAUAGUCAGGUGUAUACCAUGGGUGUUUCAAGCUCAGGUUGUUUAGGUUUAGGACCUUUAUUAACACAAAGCAGCCCUCCGAGAUUAGUAGUAACUUUGAGUGAACUGAAAGUUAAAGUUUUAAGCAUCAGCUGUGGUCGAAAGCAUACAUUAGCUUUAACAGAUUAUGGGGUUUAUUCUUGGGGCUCAAAUGCAUAUGGGCAGCUGGGAUUAGGUCACUUUGUACAGGAAAGUCCCUAUCCACAAAUUCUUUCUUCCAUAGCUUCAGUUAAGAUCAUAGAUGUAGCUGCUGGUCAAUAUCACAGUAUAGCUUUAACAUCUACAGGAAAAGUUUAUACUUGGGGAUGGGGGAUACAUGGCCAAUUGGGACAUGGAAACUGUGAUAACGAAUUUUAUCCCAAACUAAUAAAUUUUCCACAUCCAGUAAAACAGGUUUCCGCAGGACAUGCACAUAGUUUAAUACUUACUUGUGAGGGAAAGCUAUAUGGAUUUGGAUCAAAUGUGUUUGGGCAGUUAGAGAGUUGUCAAAUCGAUUCUAACAAGUCUGCUAGACCAGUUUGGGUACUUCUUAUGCCUGAUAUUUAUACUCCAAUUGAAAAGGUUGCCACAGCUUAUUUCCAUAAUAUUGCUAUUCGUGCAGAUCAAGAAGUAUAUACUUGGGGAGCAAGUCCUCAAGAAGUACGUAUAUUUCAGUCAAAAAAUAAUCAGAAACAGAAUGGCCUUUCCAUAAAAUCUCCUGAUUCAUGGAAAGCAAGUGUCCAUAUUUAUUCUGGGGUGCACAAGAAACCCAUUGAACAUGUUGCUGUAGGUUAUAGACAUUCUGCUAUUUUACACAACGGAAAAAUUUUAUGGGGAAAAAACAAAGACGAUGAACUUAGUCCCCCUAAAUUGAGAGAUCAGGACAACAUGAAUAAUAUGUUUAAUCAACGAUUCUUGCAUGUUUCUUGUGGUCUAGAUUACACAAUGGCCAUUGACCAUACAGGGAAGCUAUUAGCCUGGGGAAGUCCUUCUAUGGCACAGACUGUCCUAGGAAGACCUUUAGAAGAGGACAAUAGAAAACUGGAAGGAAAAGUUCUCGUGUUUAAAAAUACAAGAAGAGUCAUUAAAUUUCCAAAUGCACUUCAAGGAAAUUCUGAUAAUUUUCCGAUAGAAGUACCCGGGUUGCCAUCAAUGGCAAUUACUUUCAACCCAACUGACCAGAAACUCUUGUUCUCAAAAAACUACAUCCCAUAUUCUAUACGUGCACUUGAAAAUAAUCAAGUUUUGUUUGAAGAAACACACUUAACUAAAAGCACUCCAUUUUCUGAUCAUAUAUAUGACUGCCCUAAGUUAAAAUAUGGGCAAAAAACGUUGCAUUACAUUUUGCAAACGUAUUUUGGAUUUUAUGAUACAGACAAUAUUCUGUCAAGAUGCCUUGAAGUCCAUAAUUACCAGGCUGCUGCAAAAAUCGCUAUGCUUGAUGGCCAUUUUAGUGAUAGUCUAGGUUUUCAGUUAAUUGCUUUUAAGAAGCAUAUUGACACAUUAAAUUUAAACCUAAAUUCUGCUUGUGUCAAAAAAAGCUUUUCAGAAUUAAAAGAAAAGGAUGAAGGGUAUGUUGAACUUAUCGUCAGAAAUAUACAAGAUGAUUUAAAUGAAAAAAAUUUAAUACAUUCUAAUUCUGGAGAUAAAAUGUGCAACUCUCCAGCACACCUAUUAAGUUCUAGUUCUUCUCUUGAUAGUAUACGACAAUGGGGUGAUGAUAUAGAGCACCAAGGAGGCUGUGAAAGUCCAUGUGAAAUGUCAGAUAUGGGUGAUAUUCGUCAAAAUAUAACCCAGUAUGUGCAAUCUUUGAAAAAUAACGAAAACUCCCCACCUAUUUUAAGUGUUUCUAAAAUGAUAUCUGACAUUGAUAAUGAUGAAACAACAAAGAUAAAGGAUGAAAAUGUGCAUUUACAAAUCAAAGAUAAAUCUGCCAAAGAAGUAAUUGACGCAGCAUCAUCUGUGAUUGAGUUUUAUAUUAAGAAAAUUUACGUUUCUGAGAAUCAUAUUUUAAUGCAGAAUGUCUUAUUGAAAUGUAUUGAAUUUUGGUUAUCUAACAAUCUCCCAGUUCCUGUAUUAGAAAACGUAUUGCUUAAAAAUAUGGAUAAAUAUUUUUACCCACUUUCUAUUCUAUUAUUUUGUAAAAAUUUCGGAAAUAACCUUGACGAUGAAUUAAUUAAGGAUGAUUCCAACAUGAAACCCACUUCUUCUGGUUUUCUAAAGGAAUUUUCAACCAAGUUUUGCCUUCAGCUUUGUUCCAUGGUAUUGGAAAAUGUUAACAAAUCAUAACAUUAUUUUUGUAGUUGUGAGCAGAAUUUUUCCUUUGUGUUGUAAUACCUUGCUUUUCAUUUGCUAGUCGAUAAUAAAUAGAUCUCGUUUUUUUAUAUAUUUUUUUAUAGUUGCAUUUAUUUUUAAUUUUAAUUUUAAGUUUUGACUGCAGCAUAAAUAUAACCAAUAGGGAAGUCAUAGGUAUGUUAACAUUUUUGUGUCUCUAGUUACAAUUCACAUCUCUAUGAAUGACUAAAAAAUAAACUUAUAAUCUUUGAUCCCUAGUGCAAUAUCAUUGGCCUAAUUACAAACAUAUUCUAUUUUAUUUGUUGUGAUAUUGACAUAAAUGCACAUAUUUAUUGUUUUAGUAGGUUUCAGAUAAAAUAAUUUAUGAAUAUUCUAAUUGCUGAGAUAGACCGAGAGCCAAAGA